UCCUCUACCAGUUGCAGUACCUGCCAGUAGUGACUGAACUUCCGUUGUAGAACUCGUAAACCAGUAAACGUCCGAAUUCUGGUUGUCAAACUUAAUGUUUAUGCGGUGCCGCCUGCGUUUGGAAACAAAUACGUUGAACUCGCCCAGUUAAUACUUUUGUAAAUAUUGUUGUGUACAAAGUUGGUGCCUCAAAAUGAACAAGAAGUGCGCUCGGUGUGAAAAAACGGUGUACCCGAUAGAAGAACUCAAGUGUUUGGAUAAGAUAUGGCACAAGACGUGCUUCAAGUGCAAGGAGUGCGGCAUGGCGCUCAACAUGCGCAACUACAAGGGCUUCAACAAGGACCCCUACUGCGAGGCUCAUAUUCCCAAGGCGAAGGCAACCACAAUGGCUGAUACACCAGAGUUGAAACGCAUCCAAGAAAAUACUAAACUGCAAUCCAAUGUGAAGUAUCAUGCUGAGUUUGAAAAAGCAAAAGGCAAGUUCACACAGGUUGCAGAUGACCCAGAAACACUGAGGAUCAAGCAGAAUUCAAAGAUCAUAAGCAAUGUUGCAUACCAUGGAGACUUGGAGAAAAAGGCAGUAAUGGAGCAAAAGAGGGUCUUAACAGGGGAAAAUGGAGACACGCCAAUCGAUGAUGCUGCAGGCUCAGUUGCUGAAUAUUCUAACCAUGCCAAUCAUCGUGAAGAACCUGCUGUUUCACAUCCACACUACACACAACCACCAGUUCAACAGCCUAUUUACCAUCCUCCCCCUCCAUCACAACCCGCUCAACAUGUCACACAGAUGAGCAGUGGGUAUGGUCAUGUGCCAGCUCCUCAUCAGCCUGGCAAAAUAGCUGAUUAUGAUCCAUUAAGUGGUGCACCUCGCAACUCCCCUUAUUCUGCCCGACAAGCUUCAACUCUCAUCUAUUCCUCAGGCCGUGGUGCAGUAACAGCCCAACCUGGUCGACGUAUUGGUUCCAUUGCCGAUCUAGAUCCAGUUAAUGAUUUUUAUGGAUCAAUUGCUACUGAUUAUAGAUCUAGCAAUAACAAUUCAAACCAUAACAAUAACCAUGCAGCAGCCAGUGGUUACCCUCAGAAUCGGCACCAGUCCUCUGCCCCUGUGCACCAGCAGUACCCAGUACAAGCGCCUCCACAGCAGUAUCAACCUCCUCCAAGUCGCUCUGGGAGAGUCUACCGCGCAAUGUAUGAUUAUGAAGCUCAAGAUCGCGACGAAGUUUCUUUCCGUGAUGGCGAUAUGAUUGUAAAUUGCACUCCGAUUGAUGAGGGCUGGAUGACUGGUGUUGUACAACGCACGGGGCAGAGUGGCAUGCUUCCUGCCAAUUAUGUGGAAGUGGCUCAUUUGUAGAGUGGCAUAAGUUCAGUAUUCAAAGAGUCAAAGAGUUGCCAGUCAUAACUUGUCUAUCACACAUACGGUGAAAUGUACACCUCCACCCUCCUGGCGUCCCCCCCCCCUUCCCCCCCUCCUAAAAAAAAUUCCCUUUCAGGGGUCAUAAUCUUUGCUCAUUAGAUGUACCUCAAAUGAGAUUACAUGUUAAGGUUUCUGGUUAUCAUGCAGUGUUUCAUUCAUUAGUUUCAUGUAUUCUAUUGACAACAGCUUUGUCAUCUUCUGUGGUCGGUCAUUCCCAGCCAGAAGUCCCUGUGUUCAUAAUCUUGAUUAACCUGAAUUGGGUAUCCACUCAAUGGUAAUAAUGGGUCGAUCAGCAUUAUCAACAUUGGAUUUCAGGCUUUCUUUGGCAACGAUUACUAUGUUGCUAAAUUUGUAUCGACACUUAUUUUCCAAUCAUUAUUAUUAUUAAUUGUGUUCUGUACUAUCAUGAAUAGUUGAGUUUUUAAAUUUUUUUAAAAAUAUUUUCAUGUUACCAUUGUUUACCUCAUACUCUCGGUGCCUUAUGCUUUUGAAUUGUUUUCAAUAUCUAUCUGUUGUUGUUUUGAACAGUUUUGGGGCAGUUUUUAAACAUUUUGUUCUUUUAGUACUUUGUACCAUCCUGACCUUCAAUGAACCUUUUGACCAUCUUUUCUAGAGAAGAGUUGUUUGAAGGAUUUUUGUUUGAUUUUCUUUACCAAAUUUUAGUCUCGGUUCAUUUUUAAAUUAGAGACUUAAUGUGUUUUUAGAUGGUUUUAUCAGGUUUUGUAUAUUUCACAUCAGUCACUGUUAUUUGAUUUAUUGAUUUAUUUCAUUAUACAUAAUUUUGUGUGAAUGUGAUUGUUUACUAAGAAUGAAUUUGAAGCUUAGAAAUGAAUUGACUGGUAUGUGUCACGAACAGAGAAAGUGGAAUAUUUAUUGAAAGUGUGUGGUGAAGCGCAGCCUAUGCUUCACUUUAUUUGACCUUGUCUACAAAUUGCUGCUUGCGAUUUUAUCCACAAAAAAAAUCUGUUCCCAGAUAUUUUGCUUUUUCAGUAUGUCUUCUGGCAGCUGUUUCUUGUUAUGAGAUUUUGAGUGUGCUUGUCUUCAUUGAUGUAGCACAAUGAAGUUGGCACCAAUAGCAGUAGCAUGUGUGCUUUUUUGCUUUCUCUUAUUUUAACUCAGGCAUCAGGUUCAGGGGACAAAAAAAAAUCCAUUCCUUGUCAGAAUUGCAAAGCACCACAUAACUUGUUUUUAUCUUAAUGUUGUUCACUGUUAGAGUGCUGUGAGUGCUCCAUUCACCCUCGUGAUUAGGAUUGAGCAUUGAUAACACUCUCUGAGUGAUGAGAGAUUUAUGGUUCAUUGUUAGACACUGUCUGAGACUACUAUAAAGUGCAUGACAUUUUCAGUAUUAGAUAUUUGGGACUUGUUAAAUCACAAAUGAAAUAGAUAGCACUCAAACUCUGUACAGUUAGCAUGCAAGUAUUGACCUUUCAAUAUCUUUGUGAAUUAAGACUUUGAAGGUUUUGUCUCAUGUUGUCAUAUGUUGCAAGUUAAAGUUGUUUCAAUCCAGUUAUUGGACUCAAUUUAAAUUUCAUGUUAGUCAAUAGCUUUAAGGAAGAAAAUAAAACAGGAUCAAAGCAUGAUUCUCUCAUUAUGUUAAAUAGAAUUGUAGUUAUGUACAGAGUACAGGGUGUUUUUGUACAGAUGACUCUUGCCAUUCUAAAGAUCUGUUGUCUAUCAAGUACAAUUGAUGUUGAUAUGUGUUAGAUUGCAAGUAACUUUAACAGUGUUGAUGUUUCUUGUAUAUGUUUUUACUGGAAUGGAACAAUCCUGCAUAUAUUAUUGUUAUACUAUAAUCAGAUUUUUGAAGUUUUCUGAAUCACAUAUAUUUAUGAGCAGGUCCGUUAAUAAGGUUGGGAGAAUGCUGUUUCUCCAACCGUGUUGUAAAUAAUGACCGUAUUGUGCUUUGUCACAUGUUCUUUUAAUUGUUCUCUCUAAAGUAUGAGUAUUCAUUGAUUAGCAAAUUCUGGAUGUUUUCCUCAAUGCUCAGUUUUAUCUCUUGUAAAACUAAUGAAAAUAAAUGUUAAAUUAAACAAA
Messenger RNA from Thrips palmi, 3445 nucleotides. Its product is annotated as LIM and SH3 domain protein Lasp. NCBI's taxonomy places the organism in Eukaryota, Metazoa, Arthropoda, Insecta, Thysanoptera, Thripidae. The coding region runs from base 194 to 1348 and encodes 384 amino acids. The record is from RefSeq and is a predicted model, not a curated record. Gene Ontology annotation, molecular function: actin filament binding. The transcript has 8 exons. Gene Ontology annotation, cellular component: focal adhesion.